Molecule: messenger RNA, 2846 nt
Organism: Microtus ochrogaster (prairie vole)
Lineage: Eukaryota; Metazoa; Chordata; Mammalia; Rodentia; Cricetidae
Gene: Ess2
Product: ess-2 spliceosome associated protein
Cellular component (GO): catalytic step 2 spliceosome
Source: RefSeq, a predicted model, not a curated record
AUGGGGACGCCCGGGACCUCGGCGGGCUCUCUGUUUCUGCCCUCCGCGUCCGCGCCUCCGAGGAAGCGCGCUGCCGGGGAGGCCGGGGUUGCGAGAAGCAAGCAGCGGGUUCUGGAUGAAGAAGAGUACAUCGAGGGACUGCAGACAGUCAUCCAGAGAGAUUUCUUCCCUGAUGUGGAGAAGCUGCAGGCACAGAAGGAAUACUUGGAGGCUGAGGAAAAUGGAGAUUUGGAGCGUAUGCGCCAGAUUGCCAUCAAGUUUGGCUCUGCUCUGGGCAAGAUAUCUCGGGAACCUCCACCACCCUAUGUUACUCCAGCCACCUUUGAAACUCCCGAGGUACACGCAGGCUCUGGUGUGGUGGGCAGCAAGCCCCGGUCGCAGGGCCGGGACCUAGAUGAUGGAGAGGCUGCAGAUGAGGAGGAGAAGGAACCGCUGCCCAGCCUGGAUGUCUUCCUGAGCCGCUACACAAGUGAGGACAAUGCCUCCUUCCAGGAGAUCAUGGAGGUGGCCAAGGAAAAAAGCCAUGCCCGUCAUGCGUGGCUCUACCAAGCUGAGGAGGAGUUUGAGAAGCGACAGAAAGAUAAUCUUGAACUCCCAUCAGCAGAGCACCAAGCCAUUGAGAGCAGUCAGGCUGGAGUAGAGACCUGGAAGUAUAAGGCGAAGAAUUCUCUUAUGUACUAUCCUGAGGGUGUCCCUGAUGAAGAGCAGUUGUUCAAGAAACCACGUCAGGUAGUUCAUAAGAACACACGCUUCCUCCGGGACCCCUUCAGUCAGGCCCUGAGCAGGUCCCAGUUACAGCAGGCGGCUGCCCUGAAUGCCCAGCACAAACAGGGCAAGGUUGGCCCUGACGGCAAAGAGCUUAUUCCUCAGGAGUCCCCCCGAGUGGGCGGCUUUGGAUUUGUUGCCACUCCUUCUCCUGCUCCUGGUGUGAAUGAGUCCCCACUGAUGACUUGGGGAGAAGUUGAGAACACCCCCCUAAGAGUGGAAGGGUCAGAGAGCCCCUAUGUGGACAGGACACCAGGCCCGACUUUCAAGAUCUUGGAACCAGGCCGCAGGGAGCGUCUGGGUCUGAAGAUGGCCAAUGAAGCAGCUGCCAAAAACCGGGCCAAGAAGCAGGAAGCAUUGCGGAGAGUCACAGAGAACUUGGCCAGUCUUACUCCCAAAGGCCUGAGCCCAGCCAUGUCCCCAGCCCUCCAGCGCCUUGUAAGCAGGACAGCCAGCAAGUAUACAGAUCGCGCCCUGCGGGCAAGCUAUACACCAUCCCCAGCACGUUCUACCCACCUCAAGACCCCAGCUGGUGGGCCACAGACCCCGACAAGCACACCAGCCCCUGGGUCUGCCACCCGCACACCCCUCACACAGGACCCAGCCUCCAUCACAGACAACCUGCUGCAGCUUCCUGCCCGGCGCAAAGCUUCAGACUUCUUUUAGAGCCAGGCCUGGCCGGACCUGUGGAUGCUUUGUGGGACACUUUGUAGAGCGUAUACGACAGCUGUCUACUCUUCAGAGGACUCCAGGCCUUGGAGAGCCAGACCACAGUCACCACAAGUGUGUAGUGCUGUGCCGUGGCCAGGUUGGCAAGUCACGCUGACCACUCCCUUUGGGAGUAUAGCAUUGGUGCUGUCCCCCAAGGCCCUGCUGAAACUCAUUAAAGAACACCUGGCACCAUCUGGCCGGGCUGCCGAUCCAUAUCCUGGAGCCCACCUGGGUGUCUCAGGACUAAGAAGCAAGGGGCUCUGGGGGAGGAGAUGUGUAGCUGACAGAGCUGCCUUCUAUGCUGAGUUCACACCUGAGCCUUCCACUGUGAAGGGAAGCUCAGACCCCAAAAGUCAUGCCAUUGCACUCAUGGGUUCUGGGUCCAGCUCGGCAGCUCCCAGCUAGACCUGACUAUUUGGAUUGUUGGUUACAGGCCCAGGUAGGUCCUGUUUAUCAGGCUAACACCAAGACAAGUCACUUUCCUGUGACUUCAGCUCUUACCUCCUAGCACCUAACUUCUAGCUCAGGUAGGCCUACAAUACCUCCCGCCCUAAUCUCUGCUUAUCCCAGUGUUCUUGACACUUCCUCCUGGGCUCUGCCAAGACUGGCCUUGCCUCAGUCUGGGCUGUGAUAUGAAAAGAUGAAUUUGGGUUUGCUGUAAACCUGUGAAUGCCAUGUGCACCAGCAGCCUGCUCUUUGCCUGUGGACUAAGGGUAACUAGCCCUCAGGUGACUAGUGGCCUACUGGGCCCAUGAGCCUAUGCCUUACAAAGGUGAAGAGUCCCUACUGUCUGGGCCUAUCAGAGUCUGAAACUAUGAUCUAAUUCCCCAUCCAAUGGUCUUGAAGCUGCUGGUGGUAUCACAGGGCUUGAGCUAUUCAGGUAGCCAGAGCACACCUGACUCUUCUUAGCCCCAGACCCUGUUUUGAUUCCAUGAGAGCCACCUUUAGAGUCUGCUGGCAUUGGUCCACUCAGGCCUCUGCACUGGUGUUCUCUGGAAACCACCUGGGUUGGGUACUCCCUGCUUUGGCUCUUGUUCUGCCUGGUGUUUGUCUGUUUGACACAGCUGGAGUUACCCUAAGAGGAAGGAACCUCAACUGAAGAAUUACUUCUCAUCAGACUGUCCUGAGGGCAUGUCUGGGGGGGGGGGGCAUUUUCUUGAUUGCUAACUGAUGUAGAAGGGCCGGGCCCUGCAUACCUGGGUAGUGGCCCUGGGGUAUAAGAGCCUGGGAGUAGGCUAGAGAGAAGCCAAGAAGCAGCGGUCCUCCAUGGUCUCUGCUUUGGGGUCCUCCUUGGGCUCCUGCUUUGGCUUCCCUCAGUGAUGGACCGUGACCUGAAAGUGUGCACUGAAAUAAACCAGUUCCUCCCCUAA